Molecule: messenger RNA, 2040 nt
Organism: Nannospalax galili (Upper Galilee mountains blind mole rat)
Lineage: Eukaryota; Metazoa; Chordata; Mammalia; Rodentia; Spalacidae
Gene: Rph3al
Product: rabphilin 3A like (without C2 domains)
Exons: 10
Coding region: 141-1061 (306 amino acids)
Biological process (GO): intracellular protein transport
Molecular function (GO): small GTPase binding
Source: RefSeq, a predicted model, not a curated record
GCCGGGGCGAACCCCCAGACAGUCCUGUGAGGAAUGCUGAAGGGAGUCCUUUGGGCUGGACCAGAAGGGUACUAGAGAGCAACUCAAAUCCAUGUGAGAAAUAAAGAGCACCUUUCAAGAUGUGACCUCUACCCUGGGCUAUGCUCCCAGCCAUGGCUGACACCAUCUUCAGCAGCGGGAAUGAUCAGUGGGUUUGCCCCAAUGAUCGGCAACUUGCCCUGCGAGCCAAGCUGCAGACAGGUUGGUCUGUGCACACGUACCAGACAGAGAAGCAGAGGAGGAGCCAGUGCCUAAGCCCUGCGGAGCUAGAGGUCAUCCUGCAGGUCAUCCAAAGGGCAGAGCGGCUGGAUGUCCUGGAGCAGCAGAGAAUCGGGCGGCUGGUGGAGCGGCUAGAGACGAUGAGGCAGAAUGUGAUGGGCAACGGCCUCUCCCAGUGUCUGCUCUGCGGGGAGGUGCUGGGUUUCCUGGGCAGCUCGUCCGUAUUCUGCAAAGACUGCAGGAAGAAAGUCUGCACGAAAUGUGGGAUUGAGGCCUCCCCUGGACAGAAGCAGCCCCUGUGGCUAUGUAAGAUCUGCAGUGAGCAAAGAGAGGUCUGGAAGAGAUCAGGGGCCUGGUUCUACAAAGGGCUCCCCAAGUACAUUUUGCCCCUGAAGACCCCGGGCCGAGCUGAUGACCCCCACUUCCGACCGCUGCCUGUGGAACCUGCAGAGCCCCAGCCCCAGAGUGCUGAGGCCAGCCGCAUCUACACAUGGGCCCGAGGGAGAGUGGUUUCCAGCGACAGUGACAGUGACUCGGAUCUCAGCUCCUCCAGCCUGGAGGACAGACUCCCGCCCACUGGAGUCAAGGAUACAAAAGGAGACAAGCCCAGGGGAGACUCAGGUGGCAGCAUGGGGUUGCCCAGGAUAGGGCCUGCCCACCCACCCAGCCACCUCUCAGGAAGCCAGAGCAGCCUGGCCAGUGAGACUGGUGUGGGCUGUAUAGACCCACAGGCAAGCACUCCUCCUCGGCCUGAGCCCAGGGUCCCUGGCAAAAGACACACACGGGCAACUCCCCGCUGCUGAUGUGGCCUCCCAGCAACCCUCGGUAACCCUGCUCUGAAGUGUGUUUGGUGCAUGGAGCAGACAGUCUAGAAGAUUCUGAGAGAGAAAACGGAGCCAGGCUUCUGGCUCUUUCCUGAAGAUCCUUAAGGCCUCACUAGCACCCUAUGCCCUUGAACUCCAACUCAACAAACCAGUGUUUGGGGGUAGAAUCUACUUGCCCCCACCCAGUGCCUUGUUGCGCCCUCCUGAACAGAACCUCCUUAUCCACCUUACUCAGCCCUGGCCUUUAUUUAUUGUCCCCCAGCUUCACCCCAGUUGCUCCCGUGUUUCAGUUUGUUUGGGUGUUGGGCUGGAAGAGCCUUCUUAUAUGCACUGCAGUUUCAGUGGGGCAGCCACACAGGGCUUUCUCCAUCUUUGUGCUAACAGUUGAAAAGAAGUCUAACCCCAAGUGUGACCCCGCAGAAGAUGGAACAGAACCAUAGAGUGUGGAGCAGGUGGAAGGAGAUAGCUGCCCUUUCCCUCUUCCUUCAGCUGAGGGAGGCAGAAGUUGUAGCCCUCCUUCCCCAAGCUAGCCCCAGGGCUACAUUUAACUUAGCUCCUGAUUUUUGCUCAGGCCUGCACACAGCUCCCAGAAUAUUGUAAAAUGCUUCUUUUCUCUAGUAAGUUCCUGUUGGCAUCCAAAGUACAAAUGCUUCUAGAAAACCCUUCCCUAGAAAGAGUGUGUGUGUUCUCUCUCUCUCUCUCUCUCUCUCUCUCUCUCUCUCUCGGUGUGUGUUCUCUCUCUCUCUCGCUCUCUCUCUCUCUCUCUCUCUCUCUCUCUCUCUCUCUCUCUCUCUCUCAGUGUUCACACCCUGCCCAUCCCCAGUCCUUGAAGGGCUUUCUCUCCAAGGCUGCCAUCAUUAGCCUUUUUGCCCUUGCUGCUAGCAGAAAGUAAAGAAACUCACUGUUUCCCUGUGGCGUGUAAUGCUUCCGAAUAAACACAGAAAUUUGCAUUGAGCCA